Bufo bufo (common toad) is the source of this 990-nucleotide messenger RNA. RefSeq names its product cholesterol 25-hydroxylase-like protein 1, member 2. Gene Ontology annotation, molecular function: iron ion binding; steroid hydroxylase activity; C-4 methylsterol oxidase activity. The transcript has a single exon. Gene Ontology annotation, biological process: cholesterol metabolic process; sterol biosynthetic process. NCBI's taxonomy places the organism in Eukaryota, Metazoa, Chordata, Amphibia, Anura, Bufonidae. The record is from RefSeq and is a predicted model, not a curated record. The coding region runs from base 52 to 990 and encodes 312 amino acids.
AGAUCCUAUGCAGCAGGUCUCUUGAAGAUUAUAACUAAGCAGGUGCCGACGAUGGAAGACUUCUCCUGUCUAUCCCAUGCUCUGGACACAUACCUCCACAGCAGACCACUUCUGCAGCCAUUGUGGGGCUACCUGAGGCUUCAUUAUUCUGAUACUCUUAGGUCUCCACUCUUUCCUGUAGUCCUUACCGUGUUAUGCUACCUUAUCUUCUGCAUGCCUUACCUUGUUUUCAACAUCAUGGGCAGAAGGUGGCCUUUUAUUCACAAAUAUAAAAUCCAACAGGACAGGAAUCCAACUGGACCAAUGAUUAUCCAUUGCCUCGGAGUGACUUUAUACAACCACCUGUUCUUUAUCUUCCCAGCUGCAGUUGCCCAGUGGUACUGGAGGCCUCCUUGUCCAUUGCCAGAAGAGGCUCCAAGCGUUUUGGAUGUAAUGUUUGGUGUGACGGCGAGCCUUCUGCUAUUUGAUUUUCAAUAUUUUAUUUGGCACAUGAUCCAUCACAAGAACAGGUGGCUAUACAAAACAUUCCAUGCCAUUCAUCAUGAGUACAUGGCUCCUUUUUCCUUAGCCACACAGUGUCUUGGAGGCUGGGAACUCAUAACUGUUGGAUUGUGGACCACAAUGAACCCUAUAAUCUUCAGGUGCCAUAUUCUCACAACAUGGUUAUUUAUGGUAUUUCAUGUAUAUGUGUCUGUGGAAGACCAUUGUGGUUACGAUUUUCCCUGGUCCACCUCACGUCUGAUACCAUUUGGGAUCUACGGGGGACCAAUAAAACAUGACUUACAUCACCAGAAACCCAUGAGCAAUUAUGCUCCCCACUUUACACAUUGGGACAAAAUAUUUGGCACACAUGCAGACUUCACUUCCAUCAAGGGCAUACUAGAGGUUGAUACCCCGAAUAAAACUUGCUGCGCCAGUACACAGGAAGAUAACCUUUAUGAUGAAAGUGUCUCACCAACAGAUAGGGUUGCUGAAGAAAGGAGCAAUUAA